AUGGCCGGGAAGGCGCUGUCGCUGCUGCCGCCGCUGCUGCUGGCCGCGGCGGGCCUCGCCGGCCUCCUGCUGCUGUGUGUCCCCACCCGCGACAUCCGGGAGCCGCCCGCCCUCAAGUAUGGCAUCGUUCUGGAUGCUGGCUCUUCCCACACAUCCAUGUUCAUCUACAAGUGGCCAGCGGACAAAGAGAACGACACAGGCAUCGUGGGCCAGCACAGCUCCUGUGAUGUGCGUGGUGGGGGCAUCUCUAGCUACGCUGACAACCCUUCUGGGGCUGGGCAGAGUCUUGUGGAAUGCCUGAAUCAGGCACUUCGGGAUGUGCCCAAGGAGAGACACGCAGGCACGCCCCUCUACCUGGGAGCCACAGCGGGCAUGCGCCUGCUCAACCUAACCAGUCCAGAGGCUUCGGCCAACGUGCUCGCGGCCGCGACGCAGACGCUGACCCAGUAUCCCUUUGACUUCCGUGGUGCCCGCAUCCUCUCAGCCCAGGAUGAGGGGGUGUUUGGCUGGGUGACCGCCAACUACCUGCUAGAGAACUUUAUCAAGUAUGGCUGGGUGGGCCAGUGGUUCCGGCCAAGGAAGGGGACGCUGGGGGCCAUGGACCUGGGGGGCGCCUCCACACAGAUCACCUUCGAGACGGCCAGCCCAGCUGAGGAUCCGGCCAAUGAGGUCCAGCUGCGGCUCUACGGCCAGCACUACCGCGUCUACACCCACAGCUUCCUCUGCUACGGCCGUGACCAGGUCCUCUGGAGGCUGCUGGCCAGUGCACUCCAGACCCAUGGCUUCCACCCCUGCUGGCCGAAGGGCUAUUCCACUCAUGUGCUGCUCCAGGAGGUGUAUGAGUCGCCAUGCACUGCAGCCCAGCGGCCCCAGACUUUCAACAGAAGCGCCAAGGUCAGCCUGUCGGGAAGCAGCGACCCUGCCCUGUGCCGUGGCCUCAUCUCUGAGCUCUUUAACUUCUCCUCCUGCCGCUUCUCUAGAUGCUCCUUCAACGGCAUCUUCCAGCCCCCUCUGGCUGGAAAGUUCAUUGCCUUCUCUGCUUUCUUCUACACGGUGGACUUCCUGAGAACUGUGAUGGGGCUGCCCGUGGCAACCCUGCAGCAACUAGAGGCGGCCGUGGUCACCAUCUGCAACCAGACGUGGAGUGAGCUGCAGGCUCGGGCGCCUGGGGAGCGGGCUCGCCUGCCCGACUACUGCGCUGGGGCCACAUUCGUGCAGCAGCUGCUGUGCCGCGGCUACGGCUUCGACGAGCGCGCUUUCGGAGGCGUGACCUUCCAGAAGAAGGCCGGGGACACCGCGGUCGGCUGGGCGCUUGGCUACAUGCUGAACCUGACCAAUCUGAUCCCCGCCGACCCGCCCGGGCUGCGCAAGGGCACAGACUUCAGCUCUUGGGUCGUCCUCCUUCUGCUCUUCGCCGCCAUGCCCCUGGCUGCGUCCGUCCUUCUGCUGCACCGGGCGUGCUCUGCCAAGUCGCCGAGCGCCAUCUAG
This is a messenger RNA of Mesoplodon densirostris (Blainville's beaked whale), 1488 nucleotides long. RefSeq names its product ectonucleoside triphosphate diphosphohydrolase 2 (gene ENTPD2). NCBI's taxonomy places the organism in Eukaryota, Metazoa, Chordata, Mammalia, Artiodactyla, Ziphiidae. Gene Ontology annotation, molecular function: GDP phosphatase activity; UDP phosphatase activity. The record is from RefSeq and is a predicted model, not a curated record. The transcript is spliced from 9 exons. Gene Ontology annotation, biological process: nucleoside diphosphate catabolic process. Gene Ontology annotation, cellular component: plasma membrane. The coding region runs from base 1 to 1488 and encodes 495 amino acids.